UUCUAUUUUUAUUGUCAUAACUUUUGCAAAUUUAAUUGAGGAUUGCAUUGUCACUUUGCAUAUUAAAAUACACUUUGAAUAACGUAUUUACAAAUGACAUUAUAAAAUUGCAUAAUGAAUUGUCAAUUGCAUAAUGUAAUGACUUAUUGAAUUGCAAAUUUCAAGUUGCAUUGCCAUUUGAAUUUUGCUACAUAUAUGCUUCCAUAGAUUUCUUUCGCUAUAAAAGUUUUUUGUUUUUUUGUCUUAAUCAUGUGUUAAGACAUCACCACCACACGGCGGAGCUGUGGGGCCAAAAUGAAACAGGAAACGCGCAGAAGAAGACGCACCUGGAGACCCAAACAAUCUCAUGUGAUAUUCCCAGUGGGAAUUUCCCACCACCUAGCGUUUGUUUUGCUCUGGGAAAACCUUAAAUUCCCGAACUAUCCAUCGUCCAAACAUUGCUCUCCCUCGGGUUUUCCUCUGGCCGGGUCAGCUGCGGACGGCUCCCAGCGCACCUCAUGGAGACCUCCGCCAGUCGCGUCCAGAUGUACACCCAGGACGAGAGGCGCGUCAUAGAGGAGGCGGUCAACACUGCGAUACGCGCCCUGCUGGACGCCAUCCACCGCGUCAACAGCGAUAAAAUAGUCAAGUACCAGAGUGUCGUGGAGGAGAGGGACAAGGAGAUCAGUCGGCUGGAGUACAAAUUGAGACAGAAUGAGCUGGAACUGAGGGUCGUGCGGGGACAGAGGGAUGGGUACCGGAGGCGGGCUCUUGAAGGGCAGGGUCCCAGUGAUGAAGAACAUGAUGAGGUCCUCGCGGGCUACGAGGUCCCUGCUGGAGAGGAUGCGAUGACGAAUGGCUUUACCGUGCAGAAGGAUUUCCCUAGUGGUUCAGCAGAGAGACCUCCGUCGCUCUCCAGUGGCGACGACCCCCACCACAACGGCCAGCCCUCGCCGCACCACCAACACAGAGUCCCCCGGGACGCCUCCUCCUGCCCCCCCCUCUCCCCCGGGCGCCGCCACUCGCCCCGCCCCCCCGGCGCGCGGGGCAAAGACGAGGAGGACGAGGAGGAGGAGGAGGAGGAGGAGGAGCCGUCGGGCUGCGAGGCGUUCUUCAUCAAGCUGGAGAUGUGUGAGCAGAGCUGUGGGAGUGGCCAACAGGACGACAGGCAGCAGCUGGACCGCCCCGACCACAGCCCCGACCACAGCAGACGGCUGACGGACGCUCAGAGGAACAAGCGGUACCGCCAGCGGUGCCGCUCCACCCCCGAGGGCCUUCGGGCCUGCAGGGAGAAGGAGAGGACACGCUACCUGAAGAGGAGGGUACUGGUGGCAGAGAUGUCGGAGGAAGCCCGGAGGAGAAAGAGGGAGAUGUGGAGAGCGGCAGCCAGAAGGCACCGCGACCGCAAUACCAUGCGGCCUGCCGCUUCACUGCCCGCCAGCAGGGGGCGACAACGAAGUCAGCAAAAAAGUUUACUUAGAAACGUUGACUAAUUUCUGCCCCCGCAAUGGAAUCGCUGACAAGAUAUCAAUAUUUAGCUUCGUAAUUUUUAGCUACCUUUUUAUUUAAAAUGUUUUUGUGAUGGGCCCCCAAUCAUCCCGCAGCAUUGAGUUAAUGUAUGCCUAUCUAUAUGACUUUGCCUAUUCUGUUUUCUACACUGGAUGUGGAGGCAAAUCAUAAAUUAAAAACGUUUGGAAUCAUUUGCACGUAAACGGUAUAGAGAAUAUCAAACGGGAUACUACAUAUAUUUUUGGACCCUGUAUAGACAGGCGCCACGUGAAACGAGGUGGAGCUUAUAGCCUGUGUGUGUGUGAACCCGACCAUAGCCCACCAACUCAUAAGCCCCUGGCUCCACACGGCGUGCAUGAGGCUAGAGGAAGAGAGUUGGUGUUUCGUAGCACUGUGGGCGGCCUGCGGCACAUCGGGGCGGCCCCCUGAUGCGAUGACUCAGAGCAGGUUUUGCCAAGUGUUUCUUGUACGUCCAAGCCACAAGGACCUCAGGUAAGGUCUACUGACUUACGAUCUGCCACUGUUUGUUUUGAACGCUUAACUAUCGUCUGCCGAAGUGAAUAAAACAAAUGCCUUUAUACUUCA
Messenger RNA from Gadus macrocephalus (Pacific cod), 2073 nucleotides. RefSeq lists its product as uncharacterized. NCBI's taxonomy places the organism in Eukaryota, Metazoa, Chordata, Actinopteri, Gadiformes, Gadidae. Bases 498 to 1472 code for a protein of 324 amino acids. The record is from RefSeq and is a predicted model, not a curated record. The transcript has 4 exons.